AAAGUCCUUUUGUACCGUUAAUCGAAAUAAAGUUUUUUUUUAAACAAGUAUUUCGGUGGCAGUAAUUGAACUGGGGGCUCAACCGGGAUCCUUCAGCGUGUCGCGAAACGGGAAACGUGCACCUUCGGCGUCCGAAUUCGAGACAAUCGAGCAGAGUAUCGGCCGGCCGAAAUCACCAGUCAUAGACACGCGAACUUUCAAGUUCUUAGAGGGAUCCACAGCCAGCAACAAUAGAGUGAAGGUACUAAGGAUCAGCAGCAUUGGGCGUCGACCCUAAGUUCCAGAACUCCCGAAAACCUUGACAAUAGAAGCGGUUCAGCUAGGAGAGUGUGCUGCAUCUUUAGCGGCACAACCAGCCUAUCGUAGAAACUAGUGAAGCCGAAGAAAGAAGAAAAGGUAGAAGACGAAUGUUUUUUCAACGUUUCCCAUGAAUCUUCGGUGUGUGGUCGUGUUACUGCUAACACACCAGAACGCCGCCAGUGCAAAUAUGAGCUGUAAGAGUCAGUAUAGUCUUCCUGAAAACUAUAACCCUGCUGACCACCCACCAGUUAAAAUGAGGAACCAUAACUGUUCAGAUAUGAGCGAAACCCAGCGAAAAAGGAGGUCUCGGAAUCGACUAUCGAACAGGAGGAGUACAGGAUAUGUUACAGGAGAUGUACUGGAGGAAGCUCUCAAAAUGGGUUCAAACCCUAAAAAAGAAGAUGCGGAAAGGCAGCAGUGAGAUUUUAUAUGAAUAUUUCGGACUAACUCCAUCUACUAAGUAGAUGUAAUAAUUGUGCCAUAAGAUACUAUGUAAAACGUUGACAUUCCACUUUCUAAACAUAUAAGGUAGCUUAUUUCGGGAAAUUCCUACCAUAUGUUCCGUUGAAUAUAUGUAUAUCCUGAUCGAGUAAGUAUUCUCCAAUAUAUAACUCACAAAAUUAUAGUUUCCGAAUAUCGCAACGAUAGCAAAAUGUUUUGAUAGUAGCAGUAUAUUUGUAUAUGACUCAUCUGGUACCGCUACACUGUACGUAUGAAAAAUAUAGAGUCCAUCUACUUAACAUUUAUUUUGAGCUGUUAGACAUGAGUAGCGUGUACGUUUUAGAAAUAUGCUGCUAUUAUACAGAAAACGAACGAACACAUCAACUUAACAGUACAUUCCUUUAUGCUUUAUGGUACUGAUUGUACGAGUGUUAUUUUUACUGUAAGGACCGAUUCCGCAACGAGCCGCGCGUCCUGUCACGCGACGUACGUUCAACCUCAGAUACUCUUGGCCAGUCUUCCACUACGCCGCCAUUACAUUUCUCGUCUCUGUCGGUUGGUUGGGAGAUUAUGGUGCUUUGCUUGUUGCCAUGUCACUCAGUACACCCGGCAAAACUCAGUCAUUCGUUUUUUUAACGCUUGAAACGCUGAAAGGUGCUGUGAAACAUUAUUGUAGCCUUGGUAUUCUAUUCAAAACGGCAGGGGCUUCUGUAUAGCGGCGUCCUUCUGCAUCACGGCAACGCGCGGCCUCACGAUGCCGCAAGAACGCUGUCGCAACUGGACAAGUUUCUUUGGGAAUCAUACAGCCCUGAUUUAAUACUCAGACAUUCAUCUUCUCCAAAAUUUAAGAAAUUUCUUAGCCUGGAAAAUGAUGACAUCUAAAAAGAAACAGUUACUAACUGUACAGGAUCCAAAAGCUGGUGCCACGAACUGACAAAUGUUUAUGGUGACUAUGUACUUUUACGUCCAUAAAUGAAGUUUCUCCUUUACGAAACGGUUCUUACUAAAAAAUAGCUCUCGUAUAUAGACAAUAGGGCGCUAUAAAUUUUGAAUUGUUUAAUGAGUAAGCUGUAAAAGAUGUAUUUCUCAGUUCCUUUAAUACAUUGUUUUAGUAAGAAAUACAUCACUACAACACCUAUGUAAAUUGCUGGUAUCUUCAGUAUAUUCAGUAUGAUAUUUGUUAUGAAAAGUAACACCGUACACUGAUACAUCGUUACCUCCUCUCUAACUUUAAGUAUUUUUAUUUUUAUUCUAUAAUUAUGUUGUAAACCAUAGAAGUGAUCAUUAAAUUAUCUAAACAGUCAUAUAGUGUAUUUUUACUAGUAUGAUACAACUAACGACAAACUAUCUCGCAAAUCGACGGCUACACAAUCGCCAUUCUCUUACUAUCGACAAAAUGGAGGGUUAUCUGGAAGCUAGCAGUAGAUGUCGUUAGUUGGGUUGGGUGUUAUAUCUAAGAUUAUGAAUAGAAAAAUGCCAACUGCUGAUCAGCUGUCAAUAAACGUGAUAAGGUGUCGCGGAAAACAGGGUACCUUUCUAACAAGUUUGUCUAUUCAACAUCUGCUUUGACAGUUUGAUCUCCAGCGCCACCUGACAGGACAGGAGCACUACUGGAAGUAAUUCAGUUUUCAAUUUGUAUAUGAAGUUAUAUGCAUUUGUAAUACAAUUAAAAACAGCAAAAAAAGAAUGUCGAGGUAUUGUACAAACAUGCAGAUAAUUUUUUUAAAUGUUUCUAUCGAUAACGCUUUCACCGACACUUUCAACUGAACCGGUGAGAUUUUCUUAUAUCUAGAGCGGUGUUUCCAAAACUUAUCCAUAGCGCGAUCGCUGUUUGUUAAAAAUAUUGUUCACGACCCCCUAUUUCAUUCAAACCAAAAACCGACAGAAAUAGCGUACCUGAUUUACAAGUAAUUGAUGGCCUUUACCAUUUUACUUUACUGUUUACGUUUGAAAGAGUUUGUUAAUUAUUUUAAUAAUUGCAAUAUA
Acanthoscelides obtectus is the source of this 2727-nucleotide messenger RNA. NCBI's taxonomy places the organism in Eukaryota, Metazoa, Arthropoda, Insecta, Coleoptera, Chrysomelidae. The record is from the annotation of a GenBank genome assembly.